Molecule: messenger RNA, 426 nt
Organism: Olea europaea var. sylvestris
Lineage: Eukaryota; Viridiplantae; Streptophyta; Magnoliopsida; Lamiales; Oleaceae
Product: probable inactive receptor kinase At4g23740
Exons: 4
Coding region: 1-426 (141 amino acids)
Biological process (GO): protein phosphorylation
Molecular function (GO): protein kinase activity
Source: RefSeq, a predicted model, not a curated record
AUGAUCUAUUUGCCCUCUUGUUCCCUUUCUGAUUCAGGGUAUCUGGCCCCAGAAGUCGCAGACACCAAGAAAUUGUCCCAAGCUUCUGAUGUCUACAGCUUCAGAGUUGUGCUACUUGAACUUCUUACUAGACAGCCAACUAUUCUUACUAAAGUUAAUGAGGCCAUUCAGCUAGUUAGCUGGGUUGCUUCUGUUGUUCGUCAUGAGGAAUUGACUGCAGAAGUGUUCGAUAUAGAGUUGUUGAGGUAUCAAAACAUCGAGGAGGAAAUGGUGAAGUUUUUGCAAAUAGCGUUGCUUUGUGUUGACAGUGUUCCCGGUCAUAGACUGAAAAUAUUAGGUGAUGGCGUCUUCUUUCUCUUGCAACAGAAUGGAGUGCCUUUGGUUACCUCUUUCAAUUUAGUUGACAAGGAAGAAUUUUAUUGCUGA